GGAAUCGUUUCGCAUCGUCGGUCCGUGUCGUAAGCAAGCACUCCGGCUAUACUGAAUCGACCAUGGCUCAAGGACGGUUUGUGAACGCGAUCCAGAAAGUGAUGUCCAUGUUUUCGGUGCAGGCGCGGAUAGGUUCUGUUGUCCACAACGCGACCGAGGCCAAGCCCCAUCGGUCGUUGGGGUGGAAGUCCACAGUCACAAGUUACACCCACGUGCCCGCGGCACCCAAUCAUCGCGUGGUGCUCCACGUGACGGUGCCGCUCAAACUUCGCGCGCAGGUGUUGAAGAAGCAGCUGCAUCUGGUGUGCAUCACCGCCGGUCCGGGAGGCAUUUGGGUGAUCGAAAAGAUCACACCCGACGGCCGGGAGAUCCAGUGCCGCAGCGCCAUCCCCACCGACACGGGCACGUUUGAGUGGGAAGCUGUCGUCGACGGCGAUAGCAUGAUUGUGAGAAAUGUAACCACCGCCACCGUGCCCGUGGAGGUUGCGCUCGCGACACCGUUGAACUUUGAAAGUCGGCUCACGGUGUUUAGCUUGUUUGACGUCAACACGGUGAGUCAAGUGUUUCGAGCCGACGCCCGACUAGAGCUGAUGCUGCCAAAUAUCAGCCUCGCCAACGUCAAGCGCGAACACGUCGAGGCAUUUCUGAGCGCUCUGGGGAUCCACGAAGGCCACGCGGUGCAAUUUUUAAAUGUCGUCGACAUCAUCGGAGAGGUCGUCCACUCGAGUGAGUACGUGGAAAACGCGCUGCAAAGCGACACACACAUGGACUAUCGAUUGAUUUACCGCCUGCGCGCCAUCUUGACGGGGCAGUUUGUGUUGCACGCGUUCCCUUUUGACCAGCAAGAGAUGACGAUUCCGAUCCAGUUGCAUUUGCCCAGGGAACGAGCCGUGCUGGCCGUCAACUACCGCAACCCGAGCAUCUUCCAAGUGACCAACUUUCAGCUGUCGAACGUAUUUCACGUGGCGACGGGCAACUACGUCGUGGCGUCGGCCUUUUUCAGCGACAUCAACGAGAGCACGACCUCGGAAAUCUACCCCCGCAUGAACUUUUCCAUCCUGUUGCAGCGGCGGGGUGGGUACUACAUUACGCACAUUGUGAUUCCGGUCACGCUGAUCACGUACAUGGGGUUUCUGAGCUUUUGCCUGGACAACGAAGGCAAGACCAUCGACACGGGCGAGCGGCUGCUCAUCUCGGUCACGAUGGUGCUCACGGCCGUCACGUACAAGUUUGUCGUCGCGGGCGCCAUCCCCCAGAUCUCGUACCUGACCAUGCUGGACCACUACGUUUCGUUUAGUUUCUACUAUGUGUGCGCAAUCUCGGUGGCGAAUGCGUUUGUGAUGAUCGGCCACAACGGCGAAAGCAGGGCGUUCCACGUCAUGGUCACCAUGGCCGUCGUGUACACGGCGUACAACGUGUUGUGGGCGAUUUACUUUUACACGUGGAUCCGGCGGCGAGACCGCGCCAACGAAGCCAUGCUCAACUACCAUCGGGCAAGUGCACGGAAUCACAACCCCCCAUACUCUUCGAUGGUCGAGUCAUAUGAUGAUGACAUUAUUGCAGGUGCGAUUGAUGGUGACCAAAACGUUUCCCAACUCCAAGGAGGGGUUCCAAGGGCGCAUGUUUACUGAAAUGAUGAAGGAACUGGGCAUUGAAGAAGCCCACUUGGGCCAUCGAAAAAAGCAACCCAUAAACCACAAGGUCAGCAUCUUGCAUCCCACACACCACGCCAUCAAGAAGAUCCACCACUCGAUUGCACAGAGCGUGUCGGGGCCUCAAGAGCGUCAAAUAGUUGGCUAACCUACCAACUAAGAGGACACGUCCUGAGCAUACAUUUAAUAGUAGCAUCUGACUAACUGUAAAUUAGACAAGUCGUUAUUAAAAGUUAACAGUCGAUGAACCUGUAGA
Messenger RNA from Aphanomyces astaci, 1908 nucleotides. RefSeq lists its product as hypothetical. The transcript has 2 exons. Gene Ontology annotation, molecular function: neurotransmitter receptor activity; transmembrane signaling receptor activity; extracellular ligand-gated monoatomic ion channel activity. The coding region runs from base 63 to 1631 and encodes 522 amino acids. Gene Ontology annotation, biological process: monoatomic ion transmembrane transport; signal transduction; nervous system process. The record is from RefSeq and is a predicted model, not a curated record. Gene Ontology annotation, cellular component: membrane; neuron projection; synapse. Lineage: Eukaryota; Oomycota; Saprolegniomycetes; Saprolegniales; Verrucalvaceae.